Molecule: messenger RNA, 841 nt
Organism: Papaver somniferum (opium poppy)
Lineage: Eukaryota; Viridiplantae; Streptophyta; Magnoliopsida; Ranunculales; Papaveraceae
Product: protein FAM136A-like
Exons: 3
Coding region: 108-563 (151 amino acids)
Cellular component (GO): cytoplasm
Source: RefSeq, a predicted model, not a curated record
CCUUUCUUUUGGGUUAAGUCAGUAAAGCAACUCAAAAGGGCUUAAAACUUAAAAUACCCUAGAAACACAGAGAAGUCUUAAAACCCUAGAGAAACUGAGAAAUCAAAAUGAAUAAUCACUUAGCAGCAGCUGAAGAAAGAUUAGUUUCAGAAAGAUUGAAACAGAAGUUGAAUUAUGUAAAUACUGCAGCUCAAAAUCAACUCUCUUGUGUAACUGAUCAUGUCAAUUUCACUCUUCAGCAAGGGUACUUCAAAUGUGCUUAUGAGUGCUUUGAUAGGAGAAGAAAAUAUGAGGAGAUUUCGAAUUGUGUCGAAAAUUGCAGUAUUCCAGUUAUGAAUGCUAAUCAAUUGGUUGAGACUGAGAUGGCUAAAUUUCAAGAAAUGAUGAAUAGAUCUCUCAUGGUGUGCCAAGAUAAGUUUGAGCAAGCAAAGCUCCAGCAGAUCAAGACGGGAGCCAUAAACGAAAUGGAGUCAUGCGUUGAUCGAGCAAUCCAAGAUAGCGUGAAACUCUUGCCACACGUUGUAGAUCGGUUGAAGACCACCCUUAACAUUAGCAGAAACUAAAUUUGGUUGUGGGGUGUUUGAACUCUGAGGUCUUCAAUUUUGUUUUCAUCUCAGCAUCAUUAUUUUGUUGAAAAGAUGACUUCCGGUGAGAAGAGAUAUCCAAAGUAUCAGUUCGGAGAAUAAAAAGACAUCAUCUUAACCAUAUCAUGUUAUUUUUGGUUUGUUGGAAUUUUAAGUCCAACAAGCGUUUAUCACACCUCUUCUUUCUGGAUGAUUCGAGGGUUACAAAGAAGUUUUUAUUAUCAAAUUUCUUGCAGUAUAUUCGAUUUAUAUUUCAA